Messenger RNA from Linum tenue, 255 nucleotides. NCBI's taxonomy places the organism in Eukaryota, Viridiplantae, Streptophyta, Magnoliopsida, Malpighiales, Linaceae. The record is from the annotation of a GenBank genome assembly.
GAUCAAUGAAGGGUUGUUACUCUGCCGACAGAACGACCCUCAUGAAUUAGAACGAGACCAACCUAUGAGGGAGAAAAGCCACCAAAACAACGCCCCUGGACCGGUUUCUGGUGUCUUUGUUUCAAUCAAUGAAAACACAGGAACCCCUCCCCAUGGCUGGGAUGAUACUGUGUGUGCUUAUUCUAACUCUGAUUACAUUAGCUGCAUUGCUACAUGUCACUCUACGACAUGGUGGUGUAUCUAAUAUGGAGGAAC